Aquila chrysaetos chrysaetos is the source of this 2412-nucleotide messenger RNA. It is a transcript of the gene ALDH1A1, whose product is annotated as aldehyde dehydrogenase 1 family member A1. NCBI's taxonomy places the organism in Eukaryota, Metazoa, Chordata, Aves, Accipitriformes, Accipitridae. The transcript has 16 exons. Bases 328 to 1857 code for a protein of 509 amino acids. The record is from RefSeq and is a predicted model, not a curated record. Gene Ontology annotation, molecular function: benzaldehyde dehydrogenase (NAD+) activity.
UCCACAACAGGCUUGGUUUCAGCCAUACUGAGUAUGAGACUUUGUCAAAGCUGCAGAAUGCAGGAUCAGAUAAAAAACAGCAACAGAACCAAGAGCAAAGUAACUUUUAAAAUGCACAGGGAAAAAUUGUAAGGAAUAAGUAGUAACUCUACCUUCGACCACUGUCACCUGUCUUUGACUCAUUUUUGCCUCUCUGCUUUCUCGAGGAUCUGCUGAUUGUCCAGAGCUGCCUUCAAUUACGUGAAGAACUUCACUUAAAAUCUGGGGACCUGCCUGCUGAGAGAAAGCAAUUUUACAGAAGCGUCCUCAAACUCCUCAGCUGAAAAUAUGAAGAAGCAAGGUUCAGACAGCAAUCCUGCUCCAGUUUUGCCAGCGCUGCCAGAACCACUUAAAGAUCUGAAAAUUAAGUACACGAAGAUAUUUAUAAACAAUGAGUGGCAUGAUUCGGUCAGUGGUAAAAAAUUUGAAGUCUUUAACCCUGCAAAUGAAGAGAAAAUCUGUGAAGUUGAAGAAGGUGACAAGGCAGAUGUAGACAAGGCUGUCAAAGCAGCUAGAAAAGCUUUUGAGCUUGGGUCACCCUGGCGUACAAUGGAUGCUUCAGAGCGAGGAAGGCUCUUGAAUAAACUGGCUGACUUAGUUGAGAGAGAUCGGCUGAUUUUAGCUACAAUGGAAGCCAUUGAUGGUGGGAAACUCUUUUCUACUGCCUACCUAAUGGAUUUAGGUGCCUGUAUCAAAACAUUACACUACUGUGCAGGCUGGGCUGAUAAAAUCCAUGGGCGUACUGUUCCAAUGGAUGGAAACUUUUUUACAUUUACAAGACAUGAGCCUAUUGGCGUGUGUGGCCAAAUUAUUCCUUGGAACUUCCCAUUGGUUAUGUUCAUCUGGAAGAUCGCCCCUGCCCUUUGUUGUGGAAACACGGUGGUUGUCAAACCAGCAGAACAAACUCCACUGACUGCCCUUUACAUGGGAUCCUUAAUUAAAGAGGCAGGAUUUCCACCUGGAGUUGUGAACAUUGUGCCAGGCUUUGGACCCACCGCUGGAGCAGCAAUUUCUCACCACAUGGAUGUAGAUAAAGUAGCUUUCACAGGCUCUACAGAGGUUGGCAAACUGAUUAAAGAAGCAGCAGGGAAGAGCAAUCUGAAGAGAGUUACAUUGGAACUUGGAGGAAAAAGUCCUAACAUUAUAUUUGCAGAUGCAGACUUGGACACUGCUGUGGAAUUUGCACAUGUUGGUCUGUUCUACCACCAGGGACAGUGUUGUAUAGCAGGAUCUAGGAUUUUUGUGCAAGAACCUAUUUAUGAUGAGUUUGUUCGCCGGAGCAUUGAACGAGCAAAGAAUUAUACUCUUGGGAAUCCUCUGUUGCCUGGUGUACAGCAAGGCCCUCAAAUUGAUAAGGAGCAGUUUCAAAAAAUCCUGGAGCUAAUUGAGAGUGGGAAAAAAGAAGGAGCCAAACUGGAAUGUGGAGGAGGUCCAUGGGGAGACAAAGGUUACUUCAUCCAGCCUACAGUUUUUUCUGAUGUUACAGAUGAUAUGCGCAUUGCCAAAGAAGAGAUAUUUGGACCUGUUCAACAAAUCAUGAAGUUUAAAACCAUAGAUGAAGUUAUCAAGAGGGCAAAUAAUACUACCUAUGGCUUAGCAGCAGCAGUUUUUACCAAAGACAUUGAUAAAGCACUGACGUUCGCAGCUGCUCUUCAGGCUGGAACAGUAUGGGUUAAUUGCUAUAGUGCAAUGUCUGCUCAGUGUCCUUUUGGAGGAUUUAAGAUGUCAGGAAAUGGACGAGAAAUGGGAGAAUAUGGCCUUCAUGAAUACACAGAAGUUAAGACUGUCACAAUCAAAAUCCCACAGAAGAACUCAUAACGCUGCUUCAGAUGCAGAAUUCAGCAUCUUCAAAUGAAUCUGAAAAGGCUAUCUGAAUUCUGGAAAGUUUUACAUCCCAAAUUAUUCAUUAACCUUUUUGCUUUCUGGUUGUAUAAGAAGUACUUGCUUACAUUAACAGUAUAAAGAAUAAUGUAGAAAAUUUUAAUGUAAUUAACUGAGAAAAGGACACUUCAAUGCCUGGUACAUAGCUAACUAAUUUUGAAAUUCAUGUUCAGAAUGAGCUACUUUUUAUUUUCAGUGGAAGGUCUCUGUAGUGCCGUGAAAAUGUUCCUUUUUCAAUGUAUUCUACAGGUACAGUUUGAAUUUAUAUGUUUUUCUAAAUGUUAGAUGGCAAGGUCUCUUUGCAUUUUCUUUUCUUUGUGGCCUUAACAAAAGCACUUAUGAGUAAUUAGCAGAUAGAUACUUUUCUGUGUCUUUCAAAAAUAAUAGACUUCUCUUAGAUAUAUUUCUUAGACUACUGAAUUUGUUCAUUGUAGUACACAAAUGUAAUCUGGAUAAUAUUAAACAAUAUUAAAGUCCACUUUCAAAACCUAA